AUGGUUAUGGCUGUUCUGAUGGCUGUUAGACAAAAUGGAGAUUCAGUCUUUUUAUUUUUUGACAAGGAGCAAGGAAAAUUCUCUCAUCGAGUUUAUUCAGAUCCGCCAAACAAAAUUAGUGGAAGUCCAGAGAUUGGUAAAUGGUAUAAACUGGAACAUAGACACUGCACUAGUAAUCUCGCGUUGGGACAGAAAAUUAGUAUUUGUUCGCUUGCUGCAAUUGGGAAUCCUGUAGAGACUCGAAUAAAAAAUGGAAUUUUGGCACAGUUUAAUACAAAAGACAAAUUCAUUUCUGUAUGGCAUGACAAUAUUGAGAAAUGGCAUAACUAUAAAGCUUCUCCUGACGGCCCUUGGUGGCCUAAGCUCUGUUCAAUGUGUUACCCUUCUAGUUUUGUCGAACAUGAUAGACGAUUUCCACGGAUUCCUUCCCUUAUUCAUCACAUUCCACCGCCUAUUCCUCAUAUAAUUCCGUCCAUUCCUCCUCCUGUAAUUGCGCCACCACAAAGAUCAAACAGCCAGCCUUGGACGGACAAACUUGAUGGACUAAUUUACACAGAAUCUGAAGAAUGCGAUAGUGACGCAAGUAUUAGUAUUGGUCGUAAAGUGGCCGCUGGUUUAUCACAACUUGAUAAUUCGCCUCUUAUUGCUUACUCACCCCCAUUGGAUCAACAAAGGAAAACUAGUGCUCCAAAAACACGUCCACCGCCCAUUUCUGUUACUGGUAAACUCUUCUGCCGUGUAAAUAACAAAUCUUCUGACAACAUAGAUAACAUAAAUACAUCAACUAAUUCACUAAAUCUGACAAAAAAUCCAUCAAAAGUUGAUAUGUUUGCUGAACUUGUAAAAGAGGACCGGCAACAAAUGUCAAAUGAGAAUAUUGAGACAAUUACUAUGGGGUCGGUGAUUUGUGAAGGAGGUUUUGGCAGUGCUCGUAUGCGGAGAUUUGUAUCUGGUAGUGUAACAAGUUCAAACACAUCUCCAUCAUUGAAUUGA
Meloidogyne enterolobii is the source of this 993-nucleotide messenger RNA. NCBI's taxonomy places the organism in Eukaryota, Metazoa, Nematoda, Chromadorea, Rhabditida, Meloidogynidae. The record is from the annotation of a GenBank genome assembly.